Molecule: messenger RNA, 1650 nt
Organism: Trematosphaeria pertusa
Lineage: Eukaryota; Fungi; Ascomycota; Dothideomycetes; Pleosporales; Trematosphaeriaceae
Product: glycoside hydrolase family 43 protein
Exons: 4
Coding region: 158-1384 (408 amino acids)
Biological process (GO): carbohydrate metabolic process
Molecular function (GO): hydrolase activity, hydrolyzing O-glycosyl compounds
Source: RefSeq, a predicted model, not a curated record
UAUCCUCCACGGACCCUCAACUCGUCCGCCGUCACCUGCUGACCAAAUUCCCGCGUCUGUGCCUUGAUCAGCAAGGCUAAAUGAAGCUCCUCCGGCGAGCGAGUAAGGCGACGUUGCUCCGAGGCUCCACCAGGAUGGUGCUCCGUUGUAGACCACGAUGUACCCUCACUUGCUUCCCGCUUUCAUCCUCCCAGCCCCCUUCUAUACAAGUAGUGCAAUAUGUCCGCUUCCCGAACUUCUAUCCUCCACCCCUCCUCUUCAUUCCCUUCUACUUCCCUCCCUCGUUUGCCCGGUCGCCAUGUUCAAGUAUCUCGCAAUAGCAGCACUCGCUGCCUUAGGAUGGUGCCAGAACUACUCAUCAGGUGCGACUUUUACGAAUCCGAUUCUCGAAUCCGUCGGUGCGGAUCCAUGGGUCUUCCGGCAUGGUAGCUGGUAUUACAUGACCUACACCACCAACGAUAAUAUCACUCUUCUGCGUAGCCAGGUUCUUACGGACUGGAACACCGCGGAAUCUCGACUUCUUUUCCAGCCACCGCAAGGCCUCAACUAUUCCACGGACCUCUGGGCACCCGAGAUACACAACCUAAACGGCACCUGGUACAUCAUCUUCACUGCAGAUCCCAACUUCGACAACCCACCCCCAGAGCAAGCGAUGUGGUGCGAGUACACUUGCCCGGCCGUCCACCACCGCAUGUACGUCCUCGAAGGUCGCGGCCCCUCCCCUUGGACCGCAAACUUCACCUACAAAGCGGAACUAGAUACUUACGAUCAAUUCGCUAUCGAUGGAACGUACUUCCAGCACUCAUCAGGCCUGUACCACAUCUACAGCUGCUGGUACCGACAGUACGACGGCUGGCCAGCCAACUUAUGCAUUACGAAGCUCGAGAACCCGUGGACAGUCGCAUCACCUUUCUCAGAGCGACAGAUUCUUUCCGUCCCUCAAUACCCUUGGGAAAAGACCCCCUACGGCCGCGCCUCCAACGACCGUCUCUCCUCCAACGAAGCCCCGCAGCAGCUCACCAACCCCGCCACCGGCCAACAAUUCGUCAUUUUCAGUGCUGCCCGCUCCGACAAUCGCAACUACUGCCUCGCACUCCUCGAGCUCGUGGGGACCGACCCCAUGAACCCGGGCGAUUGGCGCAAGCACCUAAACCCCGUCUUCUACCAGAACCCCGCCGAGAAGGCAUAUGGAGUGGGCCAUGCGAGUUUCACGAAAAGCCCGGAUGGCAGCGAGGACUGGAUCGUGUACCAUGGGAUGCGGGAUCCGCUGACCGGGUGGGCGGCGCGGACGAUUCGGACGCAGAAGUUCACGUGGAAUGAGGAUGGGACACCCAAGUUUCCGCCGCCGGGAUAUGGACCUUAUCUAGCGCCGAGUGGGCAGUAAUGAGAACCACAUUGCGUAGUAGUAGAGGGAAUCGGGCUGGAUUUCUUACAUUUGGGCGGUGGGAAUUUACCAAGAACCUUGAGCGGAAAGGUUGAAGCUGGCAUGCUCCUGUGUUGAACCGUUGAGGAUAAUAGAAAGAGAAAAGCACUUUAUGUUUAAAUUCUAAGUCCAAAGCGCCCCAACAGCUCUAACAGACUAGAAAAUCUCCAUAUAAUAUAUUACAUAGAUCAUAAGGCCGGGAUAUCAUAGCACUAAUAAAUGCACAA